AUGGAUCCCCGGCAAAAUGGUCGCCUUGCCCGCUGGGCGGGGUUAUCGCUCUGCUGCCUGUUGCUCCUCCUGUUUAACGCUCUGUCUCCCUGCGGGGAGGGCCGCGUCAGAUGGAGAAGUCUCGGAGAGCAAAGCGGCAUCGGGACAAACGCAUGCAGCAACAUCAUCCCGUUUUACCUGAACAGUCAUAAUUUUUUUAACCCCCUGCGGGAAAUCAACUGCUCAAAUAAUUUCUCCCUAAGGUGGAACAUCAACUACGUGUAUUUCGAAUUUCUCAACGAAGAGUUUUUCAUAAACUUUCACCUCCACAGUUUGUUCGUCAAGGAGGUGCAGCUGUACGAGUACCGAGAGAGGAGCAUUUUACUUUUGAAGAAGGAGGCCUCGCAUGAUGAAGUGAAAUUUCUUAUUCGUGUUGAACCGGAUGGAAGUGUCCACCCGGGGGAAAUGAGAACUUUUUAUUUUGUCAUUCAGGCGGGGGGGGGCCCAAAUUUCAGCGCGUGUGUGAAUGUAAUGCUGGAGUUGAAUGUCGGCCUGGUGAGGAGGUACCACGGGGGGGCCGCGGUUGGUCAGCUGAGUAGUGGCGAAACGGUCGAUGUGGUGAAACACACCAAUGCGGUGAAACACGCCAAUGUGGUGAAAGGCCUCUACUCUGAUAGACCCAUCGUGGAGGAGAAAAAGAGCAAACUGCCGGCGCACCACAAAAAUUACAUCAUCGUGAAGGACAACUACUACUACGCUUCGAGUGAGGACUACUACGUUCGGUUCGAAUGGGAGAAGGAGGAGUCCCAUGCCGAUCUGCCAUCGAACCGAGCAGUGGUCGUCUACACAGUCCUGUUGUUCACCCAAUUUAGGGAACACGGCAGUAUAAGCUUCUACUCCAGUUUAACAGAAGAUAUAACGAAAGAGAAAAACUUCCACAUGAAUUUGAAGAAGUUAUCGUUGGGGAAGAGCUAUCUCAACAACAUGACUGUUAAUAACAUUUUGAGGUUGGCUCAUCUGGAUAAGGAGUGCUCCAGGGGGUGUGUCAACAGUGUGAGGGCAAAAAAUGGAUUGUUCCUGCACGCCCUGCUGGAGAAUAACUCCGUGUACAAAUUUGAGGUCAAGUACGUUAGGGGGAGGGGGUCCCCAGGGGGGCUAGCCAUUACCCCCGAUGGGGCUCAUUUCAGCAUGGAGUUUUCCAUCGUGAGGAAUGCAGCGGAGUACACCAUGGUGGACUUCAUCCGGGAGCACUUCACCAGGGAGUGCAUGCACAAUACGUUCUUCCCGAGUGGGAUCGUGCAAACGGGGGGAGGCGGCGAAGAAAGCGGUGGAAGCAGGGAGAAGCCCCCCGUCCAGGGAUACCCACCAAAAGGGUGCCCAAACGAUUCGACGCAGAAUUGCACCGCCGCUAACACGGCUAACCCCGCUAACCCGAGUGACCAAUUCGUCAUAUACGGCCGGAUGAUCGAGCUGAACGAUAACUUCAUUUUCAAUUUUGACCCGAUUAAGUUGUUCGAGCAGGAAAAGCAAGUGAGCAUAACCAUCGCUGAGGAGAGUCUCUUCAAUUUGGUUGUUACAUCCAAGGCGGAUAGCGUGUACCUCAAUUUGCUUAAAAGGGAUUCGCCCCACACGGAGAAGGUCUGCAACACGUAUUACUUGAAUAACCUAAACGAUUACACUCUCUUUAACUACAUGGCGAAGGAGAUGGAUCACUUCCCCCAUGUGCAUGUCAACAAGACGUUUGAGGGGGACUACACAGAUGGUAAUUAUACAGAUGGGGAGCUGCUGCGGAGGAAGAAGUUCCCGCUCCACAGUGUGGCCUACAUAAACUGCACCCUGCCCAAGGGGGACUACCAUUUGAGGAUAACCGUCGAUGGGUAUAACCUGAUCUGCGAUUCGAACGAAGUCAGUUUGACCAUUUACCCCUUGAGCCUGUACGAGGAAAAACACAAAUGCGAUAGCAGCAUGAAUGUGGUGACGGAUUUGUUUUACUACCACUUGAGGGCGGAGAGUAAGAAGCACCGGGAGGAGUACACCAAUUUGAUUAGCCCACCUAAUGGGGAGAGUGCCGCCACUGUGGAAGGACUCUCCAAAUGGGCAGACCACCUCGACACAGAUGUGAAGACGUACCAGAAUAUCUACGAAAACAGGUGGGUGCUGAACAACCCGAUAUUUCAAGACUUCGAUUUUGUGAUUCUGUACGAGAGGCACAUCACGGAGAGGGUGGACGAGCUGCUCGUCACGAUAAAUAACUCCGUCUUCGUGGACCUCUUCUUUGUCAUUGUGGAACCUAUCAUGGGGAAAAACUCCUACUAUUACGUCUACAGAAAUUCUAGGACCGUUUCUAAGUAUACGGCUCAACAUGGGGACCUCCCCUUCACCAUUUAUCUGAUCGCCUCCACCAUGCACUACCCGGGGAAGCAGCUGUGCGGUUUUUUCUUCGUCGACAUUGACCUGGUGACCAAGGCGAAGUUAACAUGGGAGGAGGAGGAGAAACAACCAGAGGAGGUAGGACUCACAACCGCUGCUCACAACAUGAUUAGCCGGGUCAACUACAUCCCAGAUUUGAUCAUCGGCUACGACUCCUACUCAUUCAGCAACUUUUGCUUCAUCCCAAAGUAUAAGAAGCAUAGCCUCAUCAUCUACGUAAAGGAAGGCUCCAUUGUCAAAAUAAAUUGCUUCAGCGAGAAUUAUGUGUAUAUUUACCUGUACGAUCAGAACAAGAGGAAGCUCUACGAUGGGUACAACCAGCUGUACAUCGAGUCCUUCACGAAGGGGGAGUACGAAAUUGUCUUCGAGUUUAACGCGCCCAACGACCGCAAGGACAACGCGUUUUUCUACCUCCAGGUGUACGUCUUCCACUUGAGUCUGCUGGAGAGGUGCGCCGCAGGGGCGGCGGGGGGAGCGGCGUGGGAAGCGGCGGGAACAGGAAAAGGUAUGGACACAGGCACCGGCACAAGCAUCGCCAAUGACACCGCCAAUAGCAUCGCCAAUGACACCGCCAAUAGCACCGCCAAAGGAACCGCCAAUGGUUCCCAAAGUGCGGAGGCGCCCCCCGCGGGAACCUCGCCCAACGCACAGGACGUGUACGACCUGAGCUCCUACGUCGAAGCGAGUCGGCCGGAUCUCCCCACGGAUGCUAACGAAACCCAAGUGAAGGAAAAGAACACUUUCUGGUUUCAAGCCCCAAACGCGUACUACCUAUUCAAGAGGGACUUCCUACUGCUCCAUCCGAACAAAAGGAUUGUAAAGGAGGUGAUCCUCCCCCACGUGCCCAGCAUGGACCCCGCAGCUACCUUCCUCCUGAAGGUAGAACUCAUUUUUGCAAAGAAUUAUUUGCCCUAUAAGUUGGCCAUCCAGGACACGUCCAACAGUAAACUGCAGUACCAUGAUAGUUACACCUACAAGAAUAAAAUUCUGAUGACUCUUCCCGUGGUGAAUGGCGGCCCCCCGGUGGGCAACAACUCCACGGGGGAGACCUCCCAGCGGGGGAAGCUCUUCAAGCUGUAUGUGGACCUGUACGAAGAGGUGAACGACGAUUUAAGGAACAACUUUUGCACGUACGCCUACCUGCAUAUUAUCUACACGAGCGAGAUGGAGGCCUUUCGGCAGUGGGGCGAGCAGGGCCUGUCCUACGCCACGGUGAACUUGCCCCUCCUGCUGAAUAACCUGCUUAUAAAGGGUCCCCCCGGCGUGGGGGAAGCUGCCAUAGGCGAAGCCGGUGUAGGCAAAGGUGGCGUAAUCGAAGGUGACGAAGCUGGCGAAUCGCCUACCCACAGCAACGAUCGCUCCGCGCUCAUCUCGCUGCGCAACGCCGACCUGCCCGUCGCGAACCAGAGCGCAAACUACACCUUCGAACUGGUCAACAACAAUGUGCUCCUCUUCCUAGCCAGCGAUGACCUCCUUUUUGAUAUGUACAUGUACAGGGAAAACAGAGACAUAAAACUGAGUGUGUACAAAUUUUCAGACACGGAGAGGCUACUCUCCGGGGGAGGAAUCACUUACGAUGAAGUAACGAAGAAAGGGGGUCCCCCAGGAGAAGAAAUUUUUUCCUUCAACCAGAGGCAGAUAUACCUAUCGGUGCAUCUAACCAGGGGUCUGUACAUCUUUGAGUAUGAACGGGGGUCGGGCCCCUUUUUCGCCAACCUGUCUGUGGUGUGGCCGCACGGGGAGGACAUGCCAAGUGGGGGGUACCUCACCGGGGAGGAGGUGGGCUUGCCGAAGAAGGAAGUUGGAGCGAUCCUUCCCAGGGGAGGUGCCCUAUUGAGGGAGGAAGUCCGUUUCCUCUUUGGGAAGGAACCCAAGUGCGGCGGGGAAGCAAAACUGCACCAUGGAGGAGAGAAGCUGCACAAUUUGACCUACUUCUGGCGAGAAAUUAUAAAAAAUGAAAAUUUUAAAAUCCUAGACAAUAGCAUCUCCAGCGUGGAAGUGAAAAAAGGCGAAGCAAAAAAUGCCCUAAUUUAUAAGCGCUUUUAUAUAUGCCUAUCGGACGAAGUGGGGAAGGUCCCCCAAGAGGGGGGACACUCGAAUGAUACGCACAGGAGUAGCCAAACGGUUGAAAAGAAUUACACGCUUUUUAAUUUAAGCAUAGAAGAGAGCGCCCAAGUGUACGUAGAGAUAAAACCCCACUAUCACUUCUUUGCCUACCCAUUCCACCUCAACAUCGUUUCGAAGCGAUCCUUCUUUGACAUCUCCAGUGGGCAUAAAACCGUCAUUACGAUUGACCUGUACAAGGGGGAGUACGAAAUACAUCUGGCCUUUCCAGCCCUGCAGAGGGAGCAAAUAAAAGACGUCAUAUUUGACUUGGUCAUACUGAUUGUGUCGCCCCAAAACGGGGAAGGAGAAGCGGAGAAGUUGGGGAAUGCAAUAACCCAUGUAGGUAACCCUCCUGGAGGGUCCCCCCAAAGUGACGUCUGCAAAACGUACCCAUAUAAACCCCUUCUGAACAAAGUCAAUCUGGUGGACAUCCCCGAAAAUGAUGCGUCAGUGAGGAGGAAUAUAGUCUCCCCGAAGUAUAAAAAUAAAUUUUUUCAUCUUUUUGGAAAAUUUUUCCUCAAAGGGUAUAAGGAAGAAGUCUUCUUUACCAUCCCAAAUGGUGGCUACGUUUUGAAGAUUUUUUGCCUCCCCAUUGAUGAGUCAACGGGUGAAGGUGCCGCCUCGGAGGAGGGGGCAACAAAUCGAAUUGGCGACAUGGGGAGCACCCCCUUUGGGAAUUUCUCAGACCCCCCAACGAACUUUGUAAACUCCUUUUUGAACGUGCGAAAUGUGUUUAAUGUUAGGGUCGUUCUGAACCACUCUGGGGAAGCCAACCAGGAUAGAGAUGGCAGGAAAGAUCCCCCACAGAAUAGCCCCCUUUUUGUUUCACCCCUCUUUGCCAACGAAGAUGAGGAGUUCAUGUUGAACCUGUACCGAGUUGAUAGAAACUUCAAAGUGGUGAUCAAAACGAAUAGCUAUUUGUGUAAUUACUUCCAGCUAGUGGUGAGUCUGUACCCCCUGGACUUCUACAACCCUGUGCACAGCUAUGCGUAUGCCCAGGCGAACUCUGUGGAGAAGUGUAUGAAGAAUAUUUUUGACACCCUAUCUGUUAAGGCGAAACUGUAUGAGGAUAUAAAAUUUGAGCAGAAGAAAUUCCCCUCUCAUCAGUACCUUCGGAUAGAAACGGAUGUUGUCAAUUUGAGGAGCGCCCACAAGGAGGACUCCUUUUCGUUCCCCGUGGUUGUGCGGAAGGGGAGCUACUUCAAAGCGAACGUAGGCUACGACUUUUCGCUAGCCAGCUUCCAAAUGAAGCUCCUGAAAAAGGGCACAACCAUCUCAAGCAGCAGCAAGAUGGAAGUCAGUCUGAAGGAAAACGCCCUGAACACGUUUGAAAAUAUUAGCCUUUACCUGGAGGAGGGAAGCUACACUCUGGAGAUUCGCUCCUACGCGCUCACUGCAAAUUUGGACAUAAAUAAAAACUUCAGCUUUUGCUUCUAUUUCGAGCUCGAGCUUUUCGAGUUUUCCGGCGACAACAAGGGGGACGCGGUUCUGCUGGAUGUCUUUCCGCACAACUCGGUGCCCGUCGAUGGGAGCGGCUCCUUUGGGGUGGACCUCAUUUUCUGGGGAAGAGUACACACGAAGGACAUACACCUGGAGGACGGCCAGAAGACGCCCGUGGAGCCAACCAGCAGAAGAGCAAUCAAUUACGCGAACAUUGAGGUCCAUAAAUUCCUUUUAUCCCCUGAAGAAAUGGCCAAAGUGGAAAAGAAUUUUAUUUUUAAAUUUUCCCCAAGUUGUAAUAUCUAUGUUAAUCAGGAAAAGGAAAAAAAGCUAAAGUUUACCCUCUCGACUGAUGACAGGAGUGCUUCCACCGGAGAAGGCACUAAUGGAGUGGAGCACAGUGCAGCAGUUGUAACGAGCGAACCGAAUGAGCGAAAUGGCCAGGUGCACCCAGAGAGUGUAAAUAAUUCCUUCCUCUUGGAGUAUUCGCAGAAGGAAGUCCCGCCCGACCCUGGCAGAACAAGCUACCUUCAGGGAACUUCCCAAAAGGAGAGCGUGUACGACAUCGACCGUGUCAUUCAGAACUUCCGACUGAAUGAAAAGAAAAGAAGAGACGAAGACGACUCCCGUGUGAGCGAUUCCCCGAAGGGAGAAGCAGACGCGUGUAUCCCGCUGACCAUACUGACCAUCGAAAUUUACUGCUUCGAGAAAAGCUACUUUCCCAUUUUUAUUUUUUUUUUGUGCGUUUGGUUUAUGCUGUGCGCGUUCCUGUUCGUCCUUUUAAAAUUGUACAAAAACUGGAAGUACUACAGGAAUUACGACGUCAUUACGGAGAGUGAGGAGGUGGUCAACCUGUUCGACGACGAUCACAUAUAG
Molecule: messenger RNA, 6831 nt
Organism: Plasmodium vivax (malaria parasite P. vivax)
Lineage: Eukaryota; Apicomplexa; Aconoidasida; Haemosporida; Plasmodiidae
Exons: 4
Coding region: 1-6831 (2276 amino acids)
Source: RefSeq, a predicted model, not a curated record